UGUACUUAUUUCGUUGCGUACCUAUAAAAAAAAACAAAUAAAAAAUAGGGUAUUUUUUUUUCCGUGGCGGCGUGUCCUCCCGCGAGCGGUAACACUAACAAGAACCCAAAUAAUAAUAUAAAAUGUCUUCAUUAUGUUGCAGCAGCCACACAUCGCUGCAUCACCUUCAAAAAAACCUAUACAACAGAAACGGUACUAUUACUACUACUCCAUUCAGAAGUACAAGUAGUAGCGUGAAAACAACCGGUUCAGUUAGUUAUAACCGGGUAUCAGCGGUAAACACUCGGGAACAAGAAAUGGUGUUGGAAGCAGGGAUUGAAGAGAAUAAGAAGAAGUUGCAAUUGGGGAUUGCUGAGUUCUACGAUGAAUCAUCUGGAAUUUGGGAGAAUAUUUGGGGUGACCAUAUGCAUCAUGGAUUUUACGAUCCAGAUUCUACUGUUUCUGUCUCUGAUCAUCGUCUUGCUCAGAUCCGAAUGAUUGAAAAGUCUCUUACUUUCGCUUCUCUUUCUGAGGAGGCAUCAAAAUGGCCUAAGAGUGUAGUUGAUGUUGGAUGUGGCAUAGGGGGCAGUUCAAGGUACCUGGCCAAGAAAUAUGGGGCAAGUUGUGUAGGCAUCACUCUCAGCCCUGUUCAAGCUCAAAGAGCUAAUGCUCUUGCUGCUGCUCAAGGUUUAGCUGACAAGGUUUCCUUUCAAGUUGCUGAUGCGCUAGAGCAACCAUUCCCUGACAACCAGUUUGAUCUUGUGUGGUCUAUGGAGAGUGGAGAGCAUAUGCCUGACAAAGCAAAGUUUGUUGGAGAGUUAGCUCGGGUAGCAGCACCAGGCGGUACCAUAAUAAUAGUAACAUGGUGCCAUAGGGAUCUUCGCCCUGACGAAGAAUCCCUACAGCCAUGGGAAAAGAAUCUCUUGAAGAAGAUAUGUGAUUCAUUUUACCUUCCAGCUUGGUGCUCAACUGCUGAUUAUGUCAGAUUGCUUGAGACCAUGUCCCUUCAGGACAUCAAAUCCGCAGAUUGGUCUCCCUUUGUUGCUCCAUUUUGGCCAGCAGUGAUACGUUCAGCAUUAACAUGGAAGGGUUUCACUUCACUCUUGAGGAGUGGGCUAAAAACUAUAAAAGGAGCUUUGGCUAUGCCAUUGAUGAUAGAAGGAUUCAAGAAGGGUGUAAUUAAGUUUGCCAUAAUCACAUGUCGAAAGCCUGAAGAUGUGGAGGGUGAAUGAUUUUAUUUAAUGAAAUGAAACAAGUUUCCUAUUGGUCACUCAUUUUGAUUUUGAUAAUUCAAAAAUAAAAGAAAUAAGGAAUAAAGAUACGUGUUUGUCUGCCACAUCAAAUACUAUUUGGAUAGAAAAUUGAUAUUGAAGGAAAGAUGUAAUUUAUAUCCUGUUCUGUAGCCUCCAAUCCUAAUGUUCAAUUUCCUUUGCUCCCUAUUGCAUUACAAACGAAAAAAAUAACUAUCAUUUUAACUA
Molecule: messenger RNA, 1457 nt
Organism: Cicer arietinum (chickpea)
Lineage: Eukaryota; Viridiplantae; Streptophyta; Magnoliopsida; Fabales; Fabaceae
Product: tocopherol O-methyltransferase, chloroplastic
Biological process (GO): methylation
Molecular function (GO): S-adenosylmethionine-dependent methyltransferase activity
Source: RefSeq, a predicted model, not a curated record